Monopterus albus (swamp eel) is the source of this 2461-nucleotide messenger RNA. RefSeq names its product zinc-binding protein A33-like. The coding region runs from base 293 to 1708 and encodes 471 amino acids. The record is from RefSeq and is a predicted model, not a curated record. Lineage: Eukaryota; Metazoa; Chordata; Actinopteri; Synbranchiformes; Synbranchidae. Gene Ontology annotation, molecular function: protein binding; zinc ion binding. The transcript has a single exon.
UAGUAAGGUUCUUGCAUCAACAUUUAUGAGAAAUGUUUUGACACACCAGUCGUUGUCUGACAGUCAAGCUAUACAGGACACCAGGGAACAGUUUGUUCACUGAGGACACACACUCAGAGAGAAGGAUACUAAGCCUACAAUCUUCACUGGGUGAGAACAAAUCAGAAGAUAUGGGAACUUCUGGAAUACUAUUACCAUUGAUUGCCGAAAGAGACUUUUAGAAGAGCAACAACUCAAAGUGAAACCAAACGCUCAAAGUGAUUUACUGCCUGCUGUGUUUUAAGCCUCAGAAAUGGCUGCCCAGCUCGCUCUAGCAGAGCUGGAUUUCUCUUGUCCAAUCUGUCAAGAUGUCUUCAAAAAUCCUGUGGUGCUGUCAUGUAGCCACAGCUUCUGCAAAGCCUGUCUGCAGACCUGGUGGGCAGACAAAUGUAUUCAUGAAUGCCCAGUUUGUAAAAGGAGAUCUUCCAGGACUGAGCCACCGUGUAACUUGGCAUUAAAGAACCUAUGCGAAGCCUUCUUACAGGAACUUUCUCUAGAAGAUAAAGACUCUGCCAAAUCUGAGGCCCUCUGCUCUCUGCACUCUGAGAAACUAAAGCUCUUCUGUCUGGACCAUCAGCAGCCAGUGUGCCUUGUCUGCCGGGAUUCAAAAACACACACCAACCACAGAUUCAGACCCAUCAUUGAAGCAGCACAGGAUUUGACAGAGCAGCUCCGGAGAUCCCUAAAGCCCUUACAGGACAAACUGGAGCACUUUAAUCAAGUUAAAGCUAACUGGGAUCAAACAGCAAAACACAUUUUGGCCCAGAGGCAACGCACAGAGAAGGUGAUCGAGGAAGAGUUUAGGAAGUUUCACCAGUUUCUACAAAAUGAGAAGGAGGCCAGGAUCACUGCACUGAGGAAUGAAGAGGAUCAGAAGAGUCAGAUGGUGAAGGAGAAGAUCAAAGCUCUGAGUGAAAACAUAGCAGCUCUGACAGAAACAAUCAGAGCUACAGAGACAGUACUGAAAGCAGCAGAUGUCUCAUUCCUGCACAGCUACGAAGCUGCAGUGAAAAGAGUCCAGCAGCACCCCCUGCUGGAUGGGCCACAGCUGGCUUCAGGAGGCCUGCUUGAUGUGGCUAAACAUGUGGGUAACCUGGCUUUCAACAUCUGGAACAAGAUGAAGAACAUGGUUACAUAUUCUCCGGUGAUUCUGGAUCCAAACACUGCUUCCCCUUUUCUCAUGUUGUCUGCAAAUCUAACUCAUGUGAGAAAUAUAAAGACAGAACGAGAGAGACAGCUUCCCAGAAACCCAGAAAGAUUUGAAGACUACCCCACAGCCCUGGGAUCUGAGGGCUUUAACUCAGGGACUCACAGCUGGGAUGUUGAUGUUAACAGAAAUGAAAAUUGGGCAGUGGGUGUGAUAGGAGAGUCUGUCCCAAGGCAGGCAGAGAUUCUGAGUGGAUACUGGGAGAUAUGGUUCAUUGAUGGUAAAUACAAAGCCUACUCUCCGCCACGUACAGACAGAUAUCUCUCAGUGGGGCAACCAAUCCAGAGAAUCAGAGUGCAUCUGGACUGGGACAGAGGAAAACUGUCUUUCCUUGAUCUGGAUACUAACAAAAACCUUUACACCUUCUCACAGAAGUUCACAGAGAGGCUGUUUCCAUUUCUCAACACUUUAAACACACUGAAGAUAUUACCAGUGAGAGUCACUGCUCAGUUAGAGAUGUAGAUGGUGAUGGUUAUGAUGGAUGCAGUCAUAUUGUAAUUAAUUUAGUUACUAAAGUUUUGACAGUUUGUUAUGAAAUUCCACUGCUGACAAUAUUGAAUGACUGUAAAUACAUAGUGUACUCUCCACCAGUUACUGUGCAUAAAAACCUGUCUCACCAAAGAAGCCAUUGUAGAAGAUCAGAGUGCAUCUGGACUGGAACAGAGAAAAGCUGUUGUUUUCUGAUACAUACUGUACUUUCACACACACACGUUCACUGUGUCAAAGAGAGCGGAGACAGCGGUGAUAGCUGUAUAUGGUGGAUGAGGCCAUUUGAAGGGACAAGGGUGAUCAUAAAUCACACUAAGGGGAAAACCUGGGCAUGGCCGCAAACAAGACGCCACCAGAACACCUGGAAAAAAUACAAUCAAAGUCUGAAACCAGGAUGCAGCAACAGUAGCAUCAGGCUGAGGAGGAAAUCUUGUAAAUGUUUUCUUAACUUUUGCAAUACUGAAACAUUAUGAGUGUUUAAGCAUGAUUUUCUAUAUGUGAUUUGCUAAUGAGAUAUAUUGUUUUAUGGAUUAGUGUUACUGUCAAAGCUUGAGGAAGUGAUGAUGAUGAUGACGAUGAUGAUGCAAUGUCUGGAAAUGAUUGGUGACUGUUUUAUGCAAUGACUGAUAUUUAAUAGGUUGAUUUAAUCACUUAUGCUAAUGAGUGAUUAUGAUGGUGGUUUGAUGAAAAGUAAUUGUGUUUUUGCCAGUUGAUUAAAACAAAAAA